UCGCCGCCUUGCAUCCUGGGAAGGGUAGUUCUCGAGGCUCUGAAGGAGAAUGGAGCUGGGCGGAAGCAGGACGCCGAGAGAACUACAUGCAGGAGGCGGGGUCCAGAGCGAGGAAUCUACGCGGCUAGCAGUGGCGAAGGCGGCUGUAGCGGCAGCAUGAAGCGGACCCCGACCGCCGAGGAACGAGAGCGCGAAGCUAAGAAACUGAGGCUUCUUGAGGAGCUUGAAGAUACCUGGCUUCCUUAUCUGACCCCCAAGGAUGAUGAAUUUUAUCAGCAGUGGCAGCUGAAAUAUCCUAAACUAAUUCUCCGCGAAGCCGGCAGCGUCCCCGAGGAGCUCCAUAAAGAAGUUCAAGAAGCCUUCCUCACACUGCACAAGCAUGGCUGCUUCUUUCGGGACCUGGUUAGGAUCCAGGGCAAAGAUUUGCUCACUCCGGUGUCUCGCAUCCUCAUCGGAAACCCAGGCUGCACCUACAAGUACCUGAACACCAGGCUCUUUACGGUACCCUGGCCAGUGAAGGGUGCUAGUACGAGAUACGAGGAGGCUGAAAUAGCGGCUGCUUGUCAGACCUUCCUCAGGCUCAAUGACUACCUGCAGAUAGAGACCAUCCAGGCUCUGGAAGAACUCGCCUGCAAAGAGAAGUCGAAUAUCGAUGCCGUGCCUGUGUGUAUAGGGCCAGACUUCCCCCGGGUCGGUAUGGGGUCCUUCGAUGGGCAGGAUGAGGCGGACAUUAAGAACAGAGCGGCAUACAACGUAACUCUGUUGAAUUUCAUGGAUCCCCAGAAAAUGCCCUACCUGAAAGAGGAGCCUUACUUUGGCAUGGGGAAAAUGGCCGUGAGCUGGCAUCACGAUGAAAACCUCGUGGAGCGCUCAGCGGUGGCGGUGUAUAGUUAUAGCUGUGAAGGUACAAACAUACCUCUUUCUCGUCUCGGGGCGCUGCCCAACUCUCUGUUACACGGGACGCAGAUGGAGUAUUUUCGCGUAUUUGACUACUGUCCUUCCUUGCCGGAAGCGGUUGGAUUUCCGAAACCUGGUCCCCUUGGAACAGAGACCCUAGGCUACCUUUUCUCGGCCUACCGGCACUUUCCUUCCUGUGUUGUUCAGUUGCUCUGGGUGCAGGGUCUCCGCUGUUUUUCAGCACAGGCUCCUAAGACAAUUGGGCAGAUCCAGGAUGGCGUGACCACGCUGACUUCGUUCUUUGCCUGGUCAUUUGACAGAGGGGUACAAGAUGCAGUAUUGACCCUGUUGUCUAUCUCUUCGACCUGUUUACUGGAAGAUGCUUGCAAAAGCAGAGUUCUAGAUGUCCCAUCAGGGAAAGACCUGGAACUUUUAAGGAUAAGUGUGAAGUUCUACAAAAAGCCAGGACUUCUGUCUCCCAGGUUGAUAAAGCGCAAGGCUGUAAGUAAUUCAGAGGAAGCAAAAUCAAAGGGGACAGUGGAUUCCGACAUAGGCCUUCGGGAAUACGAAGGAAACUGCCAAAAGAAACUGGCAGUGUUUGCCACCAUUCCCAAAUCUCCCGGUGGCCAUGCCUUCUCUAGUGCUCCUACCAACUUUCAGCUGGACGUGCCCGUAGCAAAAAAUGCGGACGUGAAUGUUGCUCUGGACCCUUUCCUCCGCCGAGUGCGGGUGAUCCGAACAAUGGCCCUGACACCGGGGGACGUUAUCACGUGGUGGAACUGUAUUCCAUACGGAUGUACGUGGCCCUUUACCCUGCCGAGUCUUAGGGCUUCCUGCUAUAGCGGUGUGCGUCAAUGGGAAGGGAAGGCGGGGCUCCUUACCCCUGGAGACAAGACAAAUGCUGUGCUUCGUGAAGUUAGAAGAGAGGGGGUCCCCGUGGAACAAAGGAAUGAAAUCUUGACUGCUAUCCUUGCCUUGCUCACCAGCCGCCAGAAUCUGAGGAGGGAGUGGCAUGCCAGGUGCCAGUCCCGAAUUGCCCGAACUUUACCUGUGGAUCAGAAGCCAGAAUGUCGGCCAUAUUGGGAAAAGGAUGAUCCUUCGAUGCCUCUGCCGUUUGAUCUCACAGACGUCGUUUCAGAACUCAGAGGUCUGCUUCUGGAAGCAAAACCCUAGAAGGAGCACAAGUCUUAGGUGGAGGAGGAAAAGAUAUUUUUGGCUUCCUUCCUCCAACCAUGUCAUGGGCUUGGACAAGGGUAGACUUGGCCUUUAGAUUGUAGAACCUGGGUCCCAGAUGGAAAGAGUAGGGAGUGGAGCCCAUGAAUAUUAAAAUGUUUAAAAAAUGA
Messenger RNA from Panthera uncia (snow leopard), 2240 nucleotides. It is a transcript of the gene FTO, whose product is annotated as FTO alpha-ketoglutarate dependent dioxygenase. The transcript is spliced from 11 exons. Gene Ontology annotation, molecular function: broad specificity oxidative DNA demethylase activity; mRNA N6-methyladenosine dioxygenase activity; ferrous iron binding. The record is from RefSeq and is a predicted model, not a curated record. Lineage: Eukaryota; Metazoa; Chordata; Mammalia; Carnivora; Felidae. The coding region runs from base 157 to 2070 and encodes 637 amino acids. Gene Ontology annotation, biological process: regulation of multicellular organism growth; DNA alkylation repair; RNA repair.